AUGGGGUUUCGUUCAGUAACGAACUUCUUCCUUGGGGAAGAACUCAGGUCCCGUAUUCUGACAGAUGUGGAGAUGCUAAACCGGAGUGGCAAGUUUAGGGAUGGUCAGCUUGUCAGCCAAAGGACUAUCCCCUCUAAAAACAUUAGGGGAGACCAGAUAGCAUGGGUGGAAGGGAAGGAACCUGGCUGUGAAAAUAUUGGGAUCCUUUUGUCUAAAAUUGACGAACUUAUCAUGUACUGUGCCAACAAACUUGGAAGCUAUAUCAUCAAUGGGAGGACUAAGGCCAUGGUUGCAUGCUAUCCUGGUAAUGGAACAGGGUACGUACGUCAUGUGGACAACCCAAACCGGGAUGGGCGCUGCAUUACCUGUAUUUAUUACUUGAACCGAGACUGGGAUGUUAAGAUUCAUGGUAGUCUUUUGCAGAUUUAUCCAGAAGGUCGAUCUGUAGUUGCUAAUAUUGAGCCAGUUUUUGAUAGACUGUUACUCUUUUGGUCAGACAGACGAAAUCCUCAUGAAGUGAAGCCUGCCUACUCUACAAGGUAUGCCAUCACAGCCUGGUAUUUUGAUGGAAAAGAAUGAGCAGAGGCCAAAGACAAGUAUUGUCUAGCUGCUGGGCAGAAAGGAGUUCAAGUCCCUGUAACUCAAACCAACUCAACCUAAUGAGCCACCAGAGAAGGUCAUCUCACGUGGAGUGGAGCUGUGGUACAUUAUGCUGCUAUUGAU
Messenger RNA from Protopterus annectens (West African lungfish), 723 nucleotides. Its product is annotated as prolyl hydroxylase EGLN2-like. Gene Ontology annotation, molecular function: peptidyl-proline 4-dioxygenase activity; ferrous iron binding; L-ascorbic acid binding. Gene Ontology annotation, biological process: peptidyl-proline hydroxylation to 4-hydroxy-L-proline; cellular response to hypoxia. The record is from RefSeq and is a predicted model, not a curated record. Gene Ontology annotation, cellular component: nucleus; cytoplasm. The transcript has 2 exons. Lineage: Eukaryota; Metazoa; Chordata; Ceratodontiformes; Protopteridae.